UUUGACACAUGCUGUUGGUAGCCUGCUAGCUCAAAAAGAUCAAUCUACCACUCCCUUACAAUCUAUAGAUGCUUGCUAUUCUGCACAAGAAAUUGAACAAUCAUCAUUGAUACAUGAAAAGAAAACUUAUUCUGAGAAGCGCCGCUUUUGGGAGGAUAUAGCACGUACUAAGGGCGAAGGCUUCGAAGGCAUUGACUCUGAUUUAUCGACAAUAUACCAAUCCACUGAUCAGGAUGACGAAAACAUGUAUCUUACCGAAGCUCAAGAGUACAAUAAAAAUUAUAGCGAAGGUGAGAAUCUACUCGACUUUGAUCCAACUGUUGAUAUGUCGGAGUGUACAGUUGCUGAAAAGGCUCACUAUUUUGAAGAACAAAUACAAAAAGAAUUCACUGCAGCAAGAGGGCCAUUAAAGAGUCAAUCAUCUCAAGAAUCAGCGAGAAUUUCUCGAGCUAGAUUAUCUGGAAUAUCUAUUUCCAGUGAAGAUGAUAAGUCGCUCGAGGUAUUUGAGGAAACCGAAAGGAUUCUCGAAGAGAGGGCGAGACAACAAAUGAAAACUAGCGAGAAAGUAGAAAAAGUAGAGGCCAAGACAUGGGAUGAAAGAAGUGAAGAGAAAAAAGAUGAUAUUAUGGAAAAGGGUGAGAAGGAAAACGACGAAAAGAAAAAAUUGACCGAUUGUAAGUCUGAUAUUAAAGAUAUGAAGGAUAAUAAACGCAUCGAUAGGGAUGAAUUUAUGAAGAAGGACGAUAAAAAGAAAAGUAAGGAUGCUAAUGAUUCAUUUGAAAAAAAGAAAAGUUUGAAAAAAGAAUGUAGAGAUGAAAAGCAGAAAAAUCAGGAUGGCAAAGUACUGAAAAGUGAAAGUGAAAAGAAAGAUAGUGAAAAACAUACGAAUACGAAGGAGGAAUUAAAGUACACCGAGACUGCCACUUUGAAAAAAUUGAAAUUAGACAUAGUUACCAAAGAAACAAUUACAAAAACGAGUAAAAAAAUUGUCCUCGAUAAAAUUGAUACGCCUGAUAAUCAAAAAAUUACAAAAUACGAAAUAAAAUCUAAAAUUGUUACGAAAUCUGAUGUUGAGAAAGAAAUUAAACCCAAAGCAACGAAAAUGCAAGAAAAUGUUGCGACAAAACAACAAAAAGCAGCUGGUAUACAAACCCCUAUAAUUGCUACUAAAUCAGCUAAAGUAAAAGAAGAAACAUCACCAAAAUCAACGUCGAUGAAGCAGAAAUCUAAGGAAGAAACAUCACCUAAAAAUGUAUUGAUGCGAUCAAAGUCGAAGGAAGACGCACUUGCUAAAUCUCCACCAAAGAAAGAAAAACCUAAAGAAGGCUUACUUCCCAAAUCACCACCUAAAAGCGAAAAAAUUAAAGAUGAGGUAUCGAGUAAAGUUUCACCAAAAUCCGAAAAAUUAAAAGACACAAUACCGUCAAAAUCUAUGCAGCACAAAUUAAAAGAGUUCACAUCUGAAAAAUCGUCGAUAAAAAAAGAAUCCAUUAAGCACGAAGUAUCUAAAUCUUCAUUUCAAACAAAAGAAAAAUCUAAAGAUGAUAAGUUUUCACAAAAAAAUGAGAAAAUUAAAGCUGACACGGUUUCUUUAUCGAAACAGGGUUUGAUAGACAACAAAAAAGAAUUAGCGAUUCAAUCCCCAUCCAAAAUAAUAAAACCUGAUACUCUAGAAACGGAUAUAUCAUUAUCUGCUAAUGUAGAUUUUGCAUCUUCAGAUACAUCAAAAUCAUUAAUUGCAGCCCAGUCAGAAAAAAAUAUUGCAACAACAGCUAUAGACAAGUCCAAAGAAAUACGAGAUAAUAUAGAAAAACAUACAGACACAGAAUCAAAAGUAUCGAUAGAUAUAAUAGAAAAAGAAUCAAUAAUAUCGGCUGAUAUUAAUUCUCAAUUAGAGGAAAUAAAACAAGUGGAUUCGGAAAUCUAUAGAAAUAAUGAAACAUCAAACUUAUCAUUUCUAGGUUCAUCCGAAAAUCUAUCCAAGGAUUUAAAUAGUAAAUUAACAAACACAGAGAUAGAUCAAGAAAGCUUAUGUACUCAUAUAAAUGAACAAAAACAUACUGUUUUAACAAAGGAAAUAGCUGGAAUUACGGAAGAAAAACAAAAAUCAAUAACAAUAAACACAGCGGUCAAAUCAGCUGAUGAAAUUUCUAAAUCGAUGAUACCAAGAAGAAAAGAUACGAAAGAUGAAUAUUCCAUUAAAACUCCUCUCCAUGAUCGUAAGGAAAAACCAUUAUUAUCCUUAGAGAUAAGACGAGAAACGUCGACAGAAGAGGUAACGAACGCAAUGUUACCAAUUACAGGAAUAGCUAAAGAUGAAUGUUCAUUGGAAACUAUUCCCCAAAAAGAACAACAAAAGCUUAUUCAAGAAACAUUACCGAAACAAGAAACAUCUCCAGACAAAAUUUUAAAGUCACAAACAGACAUACCAGAAUCGACGAUAAAUCAAGAAAUGUCUAAAAACGUUCCAGAUGUAAAAGCAAAACGAAAAAAAUCUUUGAAUGAUACACCAGAAUCAAUGAUUCUAAGCACAGAAAUAUUAAAGGAUAAAGUUUCAUUAAAAUCAUUAUCUCAAGAAGAAAAAGGAACAAAAGAAAAAUUAACAAUAACAACACACAAGCUGGAAAAAUCUUUAAGUGAUUUACCAAAGUCGAUGAUACCGAAGAGAGAAAAGUUUAAAAAUGAAUUUCCAAUAAAAUCUCCUUCACACGAUAGUAAAGGACAAUUACCCUCGACAGCACCGAAGAGAGAAAAAUCGAUAGGUGAAAUACCGAAGUCCAUGAUACCGAAGAGAGAAAAGUCUAAAGAUGAAUUUUCUAUAAAAUCUCCUUCACACGAUAGUAAAGGACAAUUACCCUCGACAGCACCGAAGAGGGAAAAAUCGAUAGGUGAAAUACCGAAGUCCAUGAUACCGAAGAGAGAAAAGUCUAAAGAUGAAUUUUCUAUAAAAUCUCCUUCACACGAUAGUAAAGGACAAUUACCCUCGACAGCACCGAAGAGGGAAAAAUCGAUAGGUGAAAUACCGAAGUCCAUGAUACCGAAGAGAGAAAAGUCUAAAGAUGAAUUUUCUAUAAAAUCUCCUUCACACGAUAGUAAAGGACAAUUACCCUCGACAGCACCGAAGAGGGAAAAAUCGAUAGGUGAAAUACCGAAGUCCAUGAUACCGAAGAGAGAAAAGUCUAAAGAUGAAUUUUCUAUAAAAUCUCCUUCACACGAUAGUAAAGGACAAUUACCCUCGACAGCACCGAAGAGGGAAAAAUCGAUAGGUGAAAUACCGAAGUCCAUGAUACCGAAGAGAGAAAAGUCUAAAGAUGAAUUUUCUAUAAAAUCUCCUUCACACGAUAGUAAAGGACAAUUACCCUCGACAGCACCGAAGAGGGAAAAAUCGAUAGGUGAAAUACCGAAGUCCAUGAUACCGAAGAGAGAAAAGUCUAAAGAUGAAUUUUCUAUAAAAUCUCCUUCACACGAUAGUAAAGGACAAUUACCCUCGACAGCACCGAAGAGGGAAAAAUCGAUAGGUGAAAUACCGAAGUCCAUGAUACCGAAGAGAGAAAAGUCUAAAGAUGAAUUUUCUAUAAAAUCUCCUUCACACGAUAGUAAAGGACAAUUACCCUCGACAGCACCGAAGAGGGAAAAAUCGAUAGGUGAAAUACCGAAGUCCAUGAUACCGAAGAGAGAAAAGUCUAAAGAUGAAUUUUCUAUAAAAUCUCCUUCACACGAUAGUAAAGGACAAUUACCCUCGACAGCACCGAAGAGGGAAAAAUCGAUAGGUGAAAUACCGAAGUCCAUGAUACCGAAGAGAGAAAAGUCUAAAGAUGAAUUUUCUAUAAAAUCUCCUUCACACGAUAGUAAAGGACAAUUACCCUCGACAGCACCGAAGAGGGAAAAAUCGAUAGGUGAAAUACCGAAGUCCAUGAUACCGAAGAGAGAAAAGUCUAAAGAUGAAUUUUCUAUAAAAUCUCCUUCACACGAUAGUAAAGGACAAUUACCCUCGACAGCACCGAAGAGGGAAAAAUCGAUAGGUGAAAUACCGAAGUCCAUGAUACCGAAGAGAGAAAAGUCUAAAGAUGAAUUUUCUAUAAAAUCUCCUUCACACGAUAGUAAAGGACAAUUACCCUCGACAGCACCGAAGAGGGAAAAAUCGAUAGGUGAAAUACCGAAGUCCAUGAUACCGAAGAGAGAAAAGUCUAAAGAUGAAUUUUCUAUAAAAUCUCCUUCACACGAUAGUAAAGGACAAUUACCCUCGACAGCACCGAAGAGGGAAAAAUCGAUAGGUGAAAUACCGAAGUCCAUGAUACCGAAGAGAGAAAAGUCUAAAGAUGAAUUUUCUAUAAAAUCUCCUUCACACGAUAGUAAAGGACAAUUACCCUCGACAGCACCGAAGAGGGAAAAAUCGAUAGGUGAAAUACCGAAGUCCAUGAUACCGAAGAGAGAAAAGUCUAAAGAUGAAUUUUCUAUAAAAUCUCCUUCACACGAUAGUAAAGGACAAUUACCCUCGACAGCACCGAAGAGGGAAAAAUCGAUAGGUGAAAUACCGAAGUCCAUGAUACCGAAGAGAGAAAAGUCUAAAGAUGAAUUUUCUAUAAAAUCUCCAUCACACGAUAGUAAAGAACAAUUACCCUCGACAGCACCGAAGAGGGAAAAAUCGAUAGGUGAAAUACCUAAGUCAAUGACACCAAAGAGAGAAAAGUCUAAAGAUGAAUUUUCUAUAAAAUCUCCAUCACACGAUAGUAAAGAACAAUUACCCUCGACAGCACCGAAGAGGGAAAAAUCGAUAGGUGAAAUACCAAAAUCGAUGAUACCAAAGAGAGAAAAGUCUAAAGAUGAAUUUUCUAUAAAAUCUCCAUCACACGAUAGUAAAGAACAAUUACCCUCGACAGCACCGAAGAGGGAAAAAUCGAUAGGUGAAAUACCUAAGUCAAUGAUACCAAAGAGAGAAAAGUCUAAAGAUGAAUUUUCUAUAAAAUCUCCAUCACACGAUAGUAAAGAACAAUUACCCUCGACAGCACCGAAGAGGGAAAAAUCGAUAGGUGAAAUACCAAAAUCGAUGAUACCAAAGAGAGAAAAGUCUAAAGAUGAAUUUUCUAUAAAAUCUCCAUCACACGAUAGUAAAGAACAAUUACCCUCGACAGCACCGAAGAGGGAAAAAUCGAUAGGUGAAAUACCAAAAUCGAUGAUACCAAAGAGAGAAAAGUCUAAAGAUGAAUUUUCUAUAAAAUCUCCAUCACACGAUAGUAAAGAACAAUUACCCUCGACAGCACCGAAGAGGGAAAAAUCGAUAGGUGAAAUACCAAAAUCGAUGAUACCAAAGAGAGAAAAGUCUAAAGAUGAAUUUUCUAUAAAAUCUCCAUCACACGAUAGUAAAGAACAAUUACCCUCGACAGCACCGAAGAGGGAAAAAUCGAUAGGUGAAAUACCAAAAUCGAUGAUACCAAAGAGAGAAAAGUCUAAAGAUGAAUUUUCUAUAAAAUCUCCAUCACACGAUAGUAAAGAACAAUUACCCUCGACAGCACCGAAGAGGGAAAAAUCGAUAGGUGAAAUACCAAAAUCGAUGAUACCAAAGAGAGAAAAGUCUAAAGAUGAAUUUUCUAUAAAAUCUCCAUCACACGAUAGUAAAGAACAAUUACCCUCGACAGCACCGAAGAGGGAAAAAUCGAUAGGUGAAAUACCAAAAUCGAUGAUACCAAAGAGAGAAAAGUCUAAAGAUGAAUUUUCUAUAAAAUCUCCAUCACACGAUAGUAAAGAACAAUUACCCUCGACAGCACCGAAGAGGGAAAAAUCGAUAGGUGAAAUACCAAAAUCGAUGAUACCAAAGAGAGAAAAGUCUAAAGAUGAAUUUUCUAUAAAAUCUCCAUCACACGAUAGUAAAGAACAAUUACCCUCGACAGCACCGAAGAGGGAAAAAUCGAUAGGUGAAAUACCAAAAUCGAUGAUACCAAAGAGAGAAAAGUCUAAAGAUGAAUUUUCUAUAAAAUCUCCAUCACACGAUAGUAAAGAACAAUUACCCUCGACAGCACCGAAGAGGGAAAAAUCGAUAGGUGAAAUACCAAAAUCGAUGAUACCAAAGAGAGAAAAGUCUAAAGAUGAAUUUUCUAUAAAAUCUCCAUCACACGAUAGUAAAGAACAAUUACCCUCGACAGCACCGAAGAGGGAAAAAUCGAUAGGUGAAAUACCAAAAUCGAUGAUACCAAAGAGAGAAAAGUCUAAAGAUGAAUUUUCUAUAAAAUCUCCAUCACACGAUAGUAAAGAACAAUUACCCUCGACAGCACCGAAGAGGGAAAAAUCGAUAGGUGAAAUACCAAAAUCGAUGAUACCAAAGAGAGAAAAGUCUAAAGAUGAAUUUUCUAUAAAAUCUCCAUCACACGAUAGUAAAGAACAAUUACCCUCGACAGCACCGAAGAGGGAAAAAUCGAUAGGUGAAAUACCUAAGUCAAUGAUACCCCGGAGAGAAAAAUCUAAUGAUGAAAUUGCAAAGACAAUCGUUCCUAAAAGAGAAAAGUCUAAAGACAAAUUUUCUACAAAAUUGCCUGCGAAAGAUAUGAAAUCAAAGAACGUGGCGCCAAGAGAAAAAUCAAAUGAUGAAUUUUCUAUUAAAUCGGUGUCAAAAGCAAAGGAAGUUGCAUCUGAAAAAUCGACAACAAAAGUCGAAAGACGAAUUUUCAAAGAAUUUGUCAAAGAAAGAAAAGUCAAUGGAUGA
This is a messenger RNA of Ceratosolen solmsi marchali, 6697 nucleotides long. NCBI's taxonomy places the organism in Eukaryota, Metazoa, Arthropoda, Insecta, Hymenoptera, Agaonidae. The record is from RefSeq and is a predicted model, not a curated record.